This is a messenger RNA of Carcharodon carcharias (great white shark), 5698 nucleotides long. Its product is annotated as rho GTPase-activating protein 29-like. Bases 289 to 4266 code for a protein of 1325 amino acids. Gene Ontology annotation, cellular component: cytoplasm. The record is from RefSeq and is a predicted model, not a curated record. Gene Ontology annotation, molecular function: GTPase activator activity. Gene Ontology annotation, biological process: activation of GTPase activity; signal transduction. The transcript is spliced from 23 exons. Lineage: Eukaryota; Metazoa; Chordata; Chondrichthyes; Lamniformes; Lamnidae.
GAAGGUAAACUGGUGGCCGAUGGGCUUUUCACACUGAGCGGCCACGGAGGAAGGGAAAGGCGUGAAAAAGUCUGCUUCUGAACGGUCGCGCCAGCGUGCGGGAAGCAAACACCCGUUUUAAUAGAGAAAGGGGAGGGAAAAAAAACAAAGUCAAAACACGAUGACUGUGAGACCAUUAACGAAAUCCGAUACCCUCGUCAGGCGGGAUCUGUCAUCCUAAACUUUUGUAGAUGGUCAUUUAGCUUUACAGAUUGCCCUGAGGAAUUCUCAAGCAGCUCGCCAGCUGGGAUGUUGCGACAGACUGUUGGAAGUAAUAAACGUGGUUUUGCCCGUUUCUCCAGUUCAAAUUUCUUUGCCUUACCCAGCUCAGGAAACUGGAAUAUGGGCCGAAGUACCAAAAGUGGUUCUAUCAGCAGUAUCAGCUCUAACUCUGAUUGUUAUGACAGUCCAGUUGUGGAUCCAGAAUAUAUUAUGCAGUUGGUGAAUGAUGUCAGGAAGUUUGCAGAUGUCCUGGAGCAUUUGAAAGAAGCCUUUCUUUCAGAAGAAAGUAAAAGUUUGCAUCAUAUGGCCCAUGAGCGCCUGGGAGAGCUCUUAAGAGUAUUAAAGGUCGUUAUUAAUAAGCAUCAGUCAUUAAAUUCAGUGGACAUUCUAAGUGCAACAGGGACAGUCAUUUCUAAAGUAAAAGGUGCAAACUACAAUGAAGUAAAUGAAGACAAAAGAGAGCAUUUCAGUGAAAUAUUUGCUUCUAUUGACACGUUGGCAUUCACAUUUGGUAAUGUCAUUUCAGAUUUCCUCAUGGGAGACGUGGACUAUAGUUCAUCUGUGGGACUGCCACUGAACGGGCGAAGUCGUUCUUAUGAAAAUCUAUCCAUGGGAUCUGGAGGAUCAAUUCAGGAAAAGGAUGACCUACAAGGAGCUCUCCGAGCAGAAGAGGUUGACAACAUGUUACUUAAAAAUGACAGUGGGAUAGAGUCAGCUCUAACGUAUGCAAAAAUUUGGUCAAAAUAUACCAAAGAUAUUUUAGCCUGGUUGGAAAAACGGUUAAAUUUAGAUAUGGAAUACGCAAGAAGCUUUUCAAAAUUGGCAGAGUCAGCUAAAACUUCUAUUGGUCAACAGGUACACAUGCCAUUUCAAUCAGUGUAUAUGUCUGCUUUUGAAUAUGAUGUUGAGUAUUGUCAGGCUCUUCUGCAAACUGGAGCAGGCCUCCAAUCAAAUAAAUUUAUUCAGCCACUUCUGUUGCGAAGAAAUGAACUGGAUAAGCAGCGUAAAGAAAUUAAAGAGCAGUGGCAGCGAGAGCAAAGAAAAAUGCAUGAGGCAGAAACAUCUCAUAGGAAAGCAAAUCUAUUGUACAUUCAACGCCAAGAAGAAUAUGAGAAAGCAAGGUCUUCUACAAUUCGAGCAGAAGAGGAACAUUUGACUUUAAAUAGUGGGCUAACUGGAAAUUACAACAGACAUCUUGAAAAAAAAAGAAAACUGGAAGAAGAUGCUUUACAAAAAGCUGAAGAAGCUGAAGAACAUUUCAAAGCUUCUAAAUUGGAUGCCAAUGAAAAACGAAGCAAUAUGGAAAAUAUCAAGAGCGAUAUACUGACACAGCUACGCGAAUUAGUCUACCAAUGUGAUCUCACCUUAAAAUCAGUGACAGUUAACUUGUUUCAGAUGCAGCAUGCCCAAGUGGUCGCCCUUCCUGUUAACUACCAAUCUCUUUGUGAAAAUACCAAGCUGUAUGAGCCAGGGCAACAGUAUUCAGAAUUUGUCAAAAGUUUGCCAAAGGAGGAAGUUCCUGUGGAGCCAUAUUUAUUUCAAUUUUCAGUUUCAUCAAAUGGAGGGCUUACAUUUCUUAAAAGAGCAACAAAUAGCCCUCAUUCAUCUCAAGGAAAUUUGUCACAGACUUCAGGUGAUCUUCCACUUCAGUCACCUGAUGUUGAAAGUCCUCUUCAUAUUAGAUCCAGUAAUGGAGAGAAGCAGUCAAAUAAUAGCACUGAUCAGCAAGUCCGAAAUCAAGGGCCAUUUAGAGCUUGGCCCUUGGGCACCCAGGGAAGUGGUAUGUACAGUGAUUCAGAAAGUGGAGGAGGAAGCAGUGAGUCGCGAUCCAUGGAUUCGCCCUCUGCUAGUCCAGGAGAUUUCAAGCGAAGGCUGCCCCGAACACCCUCAACAGGCACCAUGUCUUCAGCAGAUGACUUGGAUGAAAGAGAACCACCAUCACCAUCAGACAAUGGCUUAAAUGAGAUCGUGGCAGAGAUGGCAAGUUCUCCAGGGCCCUUCCGCAAUACUCUUAUGUCAAAAGCAGCACAAACACACAAGCUACGAAAGUUGCGAGCCCCAUCGAAGUGUAGAGAAUGUGACAGCCUUGUUGUCUUUCAUGGAGCUGAGUGUGAAGAGUGUACUUUGGCAUGCCACAAAAAAUGCCUUGAGACGCUGGCUAUACAGUGUGGCCAUAAGAAACUUCAAGGUCGACUGCACCUGUUUGGCGUGGAUUUCACUCAAGCUGCAAAAAAUUGUUCUGACGGAAUUCCCUUCAUUAUUAAAAAAUGCACAUCUGAGAUUGAAAGCCGAGCUUUAAAUGUGAAGGGUAUUUAUCGGGUGAAUGGAGCAAAAUCACGAGUUGAAAAGCUGUGUCAAGCUUUUGAAAAUGGGAAGGAUUUAGUGGAACUCUCGGAUUUGUUUGCUCAUGAUAUCAGCAAUGUGCUAAAACUGUUCCUCCGUCAGCUCCCAGAGCCAUUGAUAUCAUUCCGCCUUUACAAUGAAUUUAUUGGCUUGGCCAAGGAAAGCCAUAAUAUUAGUGAUGAAAAUGAUGGGAAACCAAACAGUCUGACAGCUCACAAAAAAUGGUCAACCAACAUAGGAAUGAAGAGAGUCCUUUUUAAGGUCAAAGAUCUGCUCCGGCAGCUGCCGCAAGCCAAUUACAACACUUUGCAGUACCUCAUGAGCCAUCUCCACAGGGUGGCAGAGAAGGAAGAAGAAAAUAAAAUGUCGGCCAGCAACCUUGGAAUUAUUUUUGGGCCAACUCUCAUACGGCCAAGGCAAACAGAUGCAACUGCAUCAUUAUCUUCCCUUGUUGAUUAUCCGUAUCAGGCUCAAAUGGUGGAGCUAUUCAUAACCCACUAUGAAAAAAUAUUUGUUUCUUCACUGACUCCACCAUCACCAUCAGAAACUGAAAAUUUAUUAAUUGAAGAGAAAGACAAGACCCUGUCUUUAUCACAGGAAGAAGGUGUCACACAAAACAAAAAUCACCCAAUAACUAACAAAGAGGGUUUUGGAUUGUCAGAAUGUGAAAGGGAGUCUUCAGAAAUGGCACCUUCCAGUGAGAUCCUAAAUGAAGAGAAGGAUCUGAAAUGGCACAGAAAUGACAAUGAAUCAGGUCCAAAUGUGUCUUUCAAUGCAGAAGAUCCUGUUGAAUUGCUGAAAGGUCUACAAAAUCCUCAAAAGUCAGAUGUGCACAAGAACAGCAAAUCAUCAUUAAUUGACAAAGGUAGUCAACAGGUUGUCAAAGUCAAUAUGCGACCUCCCAGGUUGAAACCAGUUCUUCCAAGACCUGCGAGCUUGCCUGUUCCUGAAACCAUGAUUUCUUACUCCCUGAAUGACAAAAAUUCAAAAGGAUGCAGCACUACAAACAGUGAAAGGAGCCCUAUUAUUGAGGAAAUCCCGGAGAUGAAAUUUCCAUCUCGUGCAUCUACAUGCUGCAGAUAUUCAUACUAUGAUACCCAACCAUUACGUAGAACUUGGGACAAACAGUAUAAAUGUUAUGAUAUAACUCAGAAGACAGCUAUGAUUAUGGCAAAUGUUGCUUCAGAAAACAAAACACAAAGUGACAAUUCUUUUUCGCCACCCCUUACCUAUAGUGCAGGCAAUAGCUUUGCAAGUAGUUUACUUCCUAAUAAGCCAUAUACAGUGACUGUUAAGCCAAUAAGGACCACAAAGACUGAUGGGAAUUCAUCAGAGUCUCCCUCCCAUUAUGUAUUUCGUCCUCCAAGAACUUUACAACCUCCCCCUGGCACUUUUUACAAACCUCCCUCUAAUACAGUCAAGCAUACUGGAGACUCUUCGUCCAAACCUAUCGCAGCAUUAGCUGAUUUCUCUGAUUCUGUACAAGGUGACAAUGGAACAUUUAAUCCUGUAGAAGAUAUUGAAAAUGGUGUUGUAAAGAAAAUAGAGAAUCCACCAAGUCCAGCCAAAGAAGCCCAAGGAGAACAGAAACUGACAUUUCAAAGAUUGCGAUCAAAACGCAUUCCACCAGACUUUGAAUACAGAGAAGCCCAUUUUGUUUAAAGGCAUUUACCUGAACUUUUAAUGUAUUAUAUCUACCAAGUUACCUUUUCAUAUGAUUGAGAAAUGAUUUAUUUUUCUAAAUUGAGGAAACAGUGCCAUAACACCAUCUGGAAUGCAAACUUUGACAGUGAAGAUGCACCUUGAAGUGAAAUUCCUCUAGGUAGCUAUAUAGCAACAUAAAAAGUGUUGCAAUUUUCACAUUUCUGAAACUACUCUAACUUUCUAACAAAAGCUGAAGUAGUUAAUCUGAGAUAUUAAUAUUGCGUUUUAAAUUAAUUGAUUUUAAAUUCUGAAGUAAUAUACCAGUCGAAGUGCAUGUUUACCCAUUGAGGUAAUUGCUAAAUACGUGGCACAGUAUAACUAAAGCCAUACUUAGUGGCAAUAGUAAUAAGAUAAUAGAGAAUUUUUCGUAAUCAUCCAAAGUCUUAUGAGCUUUGCAUCCUCUGCUGCCAUUCUUAAUUGUGCAAUCCAAACUUACUAUAGCAAUCUUUAAAAACUGCACAAAUAGGCCAAAAGGCAUGUUCCUUAAUGUGCAAAACCCUGAAAUGUUUCCUUGUUAAUGUUUUAUCCAUAUGUUAUAAACAGAGACUUUCAAAAGUGCAAAACUUUGUCUUCACUUCAUAUUGAUGUGUGUAGCCUAGUCGAUGACCAAAAUGAUAUACUCAUUAGGGACUCUGUAUCUUAAAAUGUGAAUUGGAAUAUUACCUUUUAAUCUGUGCUUCGGUUUAUUAUUUAUAUAUGUUCAUUUUGUUGCAUGUAUGUUUUUUGUUUACAUUACUUUUUACACAAGACACUAAGCUAUGUUAAAGCAAAUAUAUUAAUUCUUGUAAAUGAAGUGUAAUGAGUUGAAAAAAAUCUUAACCUUUCAAAUAUUGCCUUAUGUAAUUUAUUAAAAUUUAGGUUUUAUAUGUAUAUUCUAUAAAUGUUACAUUUAUGUAAACUAACUGGACACAAUCAUAUAAGACAAUUAUGAAGUUCUUCUGGUUUUUCGUUGUACUGGUAAUGCUUUUAGGUGGAUUACUUAAGCCGUAGGAAAUUUCAUGGUGUAAAUUGGCAUUGUUUCACAUCAGUGUUUGUAAUGACUACUCACAAGAACGUUGCAAUGUUUUAUAAGACGUUUUACCAGUGAUGCAUUGUUCUCAGCAUUCCUUCAGGUGGGGGCAUGUAAUCUUAUGACGAUCUCAAAGGAAGGGUGAAACAUGGUUACUUCGACAUUAUGUGAGCAUUUUGGAGUGGUAUAUGUGUUAAAAUGUCUGGCGUUUUACAGUUGACACAAGCUAUCUUUGGACAGUAAAAAUGCUGGUGAUUGCAGAAUGAAGUCGAAUUGCUUUUUUCUGUCCUAAUCAUUCUACUAUAUUGCAGUAUUGGAAAUUCUGAACCAUUGCCUCCUUGUAUGGCACUAGAUUAUAAUAAAUGUUGUUUUUAUUUCGUG